GAAAGGUCGAAAAACAGUGACAGUUUUGAACAUUGUCAAUUCUGAAUUCAGUAUAGAAUUAAAAAUGUGAUUUAUAAUAAAAAGCUAUAUUUAAAACGGCCAAUUAUCUCUAAUUUAAACAUCGACAUAAUUAAUUGGCUUAGUACAGUUUUGUAUUACAGUUUUUUCAGUGAGAUUUUGGCCUUCGAUGGGUUGGCAAAUAUCACGUUCACUGGACAAGUGACGUUUAACGUGGACAUUAGAAACGGAUCCGAUCAUAUUAAAUAAAUAUUUAGUAAUUAUAUCGUAAUAAAAGCUGAUCUCCUUUAACGUGUGAAAAUGCUGCGAUUAAGGACUUUUUUGCUUGCUCUGGUAGUGUAUUUGGCGACAUGGACUGUCUCAAGUGGACAGAUUCAUCCACCGUCGCCCUCACCAACGACAGAUGCGGCAGCAACGAAAGGCAGCUUCUGGCAGGGUUUCUUGGCAGCUCUGUCGGUUGUGAUCGUGUCGGAGCUGGGAGAUAAGACCUUCUUCAUAGCAGCCAUCAUGGCUAUGAAGCAUCCGAGGGUGAUAGUGUUCGCUGGAGCGAUAUCAGCUCUGGUCUUCAUGACAGUGCUAUCGGCUGCAUUCGGCUGGAUAGCGACCGUGAUACCCAGGAUAUAUACACAUUACAUAAGCGCUGCCCUGUUCGCUAUAUUCGGUUUGAAGAUGUUGAGGGAUGGAUGGAAAAUGGAUCCGAACGAAGGACAGGAGGAGUUGGAUGAGGUCCAGAGCGAGUUGAAGAGGAGAGAGGAUCAGGAGGAUAAAGAAGAAACUGUAGAUAUGUUGGAGCAGGGUCAAGCUGAGAACAGGAGGAAGAGGAGGAAUGCUAUAUUGAAGAUUCUUCUACAAGCUGCCAGUUUGACGUUCCUAGCCGAGUGGGGGGACAGGUCGCAGCUGGCGACUGUGGUGCUGGCGUCCAGAGAGGAUGCGGUGGGGGUCGUGGUGGGGGGAUCUCUGGGACACGCUCUGUGUACAGGACUGGCGGUCAUAGGUGGAAGAAUGGUCGCACAGAAGAUAUCCGUGAGGACUGUUACAAUAAUUGGUGGUCUAGUGUUCCUGUUCUUCGCAGUCGGAGCCCUCAUCAUGGGUCCCGGCGAAUGAGGAUUAUUAUAUAAGCGACAAUAUUAACAUAUAUGUAUAUAUAUAUUGUAUAUAGAUAUAUAUUUUUCGGUUAACUUUUCUACGACCUUCCAUGUACAGCCAAACCUAAUGCAUUUAAUAAAAACUAUUUUUAACAGAUUUGAUUUUAUUUAAAAAAAAAAAACCCGUCUCUCAAAUCUCAUCUGUUAAGAAUGGUGAUAAUAAUUUGGUUACCGUCAAUUAUUAACCGAUAAUGCCUUCAGUAUGUUGUAAGGAUUUAUUUGGAAUGAUACAGAUUAAAAAUAAAACAGAAUGUAAUCUCACCUUUUUUUGUAUACACUAUUAAAAAAAAAAUUAUGAAGAGAUGUCAUUGAAAUAAUGUGUCUAGUUCCGAUAUAUAUAUUCAACGAAAGUAUCUAGUAUGGAGACGUAAGAAAAUAGUUUCUAUAUGAUCAAAAAAUCCGAAGAAAUGACCCGUAAAUUUUCAUUACAUUAAGUAGUCUAAUAUCAGCUGAUGUAGUUUUAAUUGUUUAAGACGUAAUUUGUGUUUUUUUUUUUUAAUUUAACCGUCUGUGAUUCUGUUGAAAUGGGGUUUCUGCGUAUUUUAAUGUGAAAUAAAGAACUUUGACAGCGACAUUGACGGAUGUCAGUGAAUUCGACAUUGACAGAUUAGUGAAAGUGACAUUGACAGGUGUCAUUGAAUUUGUCAGCUUUUGAAUUUUUUUUUUAUUAAGUUAAUACUAUACAUAGUUGAAGAUUUAGAAAUUACAUUUAGUAAAUUAUUAAAAAAAAAUAUGCUUUAGUGUAAUGUUUAAAACCAUAGUUCUGCUAGUAAAUGUAGAGUUCAUUUGAUGUAUGUAACAUUUUGUUAUGUAUAUGUAUAUAAAUUUAGAAGAUGUUUGUCCGCGACGUGCCUUUCUCGAUGUUAUAAGUUAAAAGAUAUUAAUAAAAAAUAAAGACGAACGCACAAAUGGACAUCAUAUAAAUAUUUUUUUUUCUAUUUUAAUAAAAUUUGCCUGAAUUUGAAUAAUUUGAUUUUUACUUUUUUUUUUAUUGGAAAUCGAGAUUAGAAUAUUAUUAAACAUUAUUUUUUUCAAAUGAUUAUUGUGUUUGUGCGAGUGUUUUUGUCGAAAAUACAUUGAAACUGUCAGUAUAUUAUCAAAAUGUUUUAUUAUUUAUACAAUAAUAAGAAAAACCUAUUUGUUCACUGGAACGCUUACUAAGUUUCUGUCACUAGAUAAAAUAAAACUAUUCUUACCAUUUGUUGCAGUGAUAUAUGUAUUUAUGUAAGUAUGUCUGUUUGUAAGUUGUGUAAAUUUAAGUACAAAUAAUAAUGAGAUCGCUCGGUAUAGUGCUUAGCUGUUGAAUUGUAAAAAGUAUUAUUUUAUGAAAAAAAAUGAUUAAAACCUU
Molecule: messenger RNA, 2511 nt
Organism: Danaus plexippus (monarch butterfly)
Lineage: Eukaryota; Metazoa; Arthropoda; Insecta; Lepidoptera; Nymphalidae
Product: putative divalent cation/proton antiporter TMEM165
Exons: 5
Coding region: 319-1122 (267 amino acids)
Biological process (GO): manganese ion transmembrane transport; Golgi calcium ion transport; Golgi calcium ion homeostasis
Cellular component (GO): Golgi apparatus
Molecular function (GO): calcium ion transmembrane transporter activity; manganese ion transmembrane transporter activity
Source: RefSeq, a predicted model, not a curated record